Molecule: messenger RNA, 1757 nt
Organism: Saimiri boliviensis boliviensis (Bolivian squirrel monkey)
Lineage: Eukaryota; Metazoa; Chordata; Mammalia; Primates; Cebidae
Gene: SDE2
Product: SDE2 telomere maintenance homolog
Cellular component (GO): nucleus
Source: RefSeq, a predicted model, not a curated record
UCAAGAUGCGCCGGGCGAGUUGCGGCGUCUGGUGUCUCAGGGAGGCUGGAGGUUCGAAGAUUCAGUAACAUGGCGGAGGCCGCGGCGCUUGUGUGGAUUCGGGGCCCCGGCUUUGGGUGCAAGGCGGUACGGUGUGCCUCGGCUCAGUGCACCGUCUGGGAUUUUAUCCACCGGCACUGUCAAGAUCAGGAUGUUCCAGUGGAAUACUACUUCGUAAAAUGCAAUGGAGCACUCAUUAACACCAAUGACACAGUGCAGCAUGGAGCCGUGUAUAGUUUGGAACCCAGACUUUGUGGUGGAAAAGGAGGUUUUGGAUCUAUGCUUCGAGCACUUGGUGCUCAGAUUGAGAAGACAACCAAUCGAGAAGCUUGCCGGGAUCUCAGUGGAAGGAGACUACGAGAUGUCAAUCAUGAAAAAGCAAUGGCUGAAUGGGUAAAACAACAAGCCGAGCGAGAGGCUGAAAAGGAGCAGAAGCGGCUGGAGCGACUGCAACGGAAGCUUCUAGAACCCAAACACUGCUUCACCAGCCCUGACUACCAGCAGCAGUGCCAUGAGAUGGCUGAGCGUCUGGAGGAUUCCGUCCUCAAAGGUAUGCAGGCUGCCUCCAGCAAGAUGGUUUCAGCAGAAAUCAAUGAGAAUCGGAAACGGCAAUGGCCUACCAAAUCUAAAACAGACAGGGGAGCUGGCAUGGGGAAGAAGAGAUGCUUCUGGUUGGGCAUGGAGGGACUAGAGACUGUGAAAGGGUCCAGCUCUGAGAGCUCAGAUGAUGACAGUGAAGAAGCACUGAGCACUUCAGGAAUCAGUUUCCAUGCCCCAAAACAUGGCAGCGAUGAUGUCAAGAUGACAGCCAAAUUUCCCAGUAGUUCUCAGAGGGCAAGAGUAGUGAAUACUGACCCUGAAUCACCAGAACAACUGCAGAUCGCAGUGACUGACUCUGGGAGGCAUAUUUCAGAAGACUCAUGUGCUGAGCUGGGGGAGUCCAAAGAGCACAUGGAAAGCAGGAUUGUGAUAGAAACAGAAGAGACCCAGGAGAAUAAGGCAGAGAGUAAAGAAUCCAUAGAAGAGGAAUCCACUGGGGCUGGACUGAAUGAGAAGGAGACAAAAGAAGGGACUGUUGGGAAAAGAGUUGCCGAGGUAGCACUUGAAGAUAAGGAAAACAUUGCCGUUGCCAAACUGCAGGAAAGUCAGCCAGGAGACACAGUUAUUGGUAAGGAAACUAUAGAUUUAUUGGCGUUCAACUCUGUUGCAGAACUGGAGUUGCUGGGUUUGGAGAAGCUCAAGUGUGAACUGAUGGCCCUUGGACUGAAAUGUGGGGGCACUUUACAGGAGCGGGCCGCAAGACUCUUCUCUGUCAGAGGACUGGCAAAGGAGCAAAUUGACCCGGCUUUAUUUGCCAAGCCUUUGAAAGGGAAGAAAAAAUGAAUGUCAUCAGAGCUGAUUCCUAUUUCUCUAUAGUGUCUAGCAUUUAUAACCUGUGUAAUGUGGACUCUUGACGAGUAUUCCUGUUGAUAUUAAAAACUAACUUUUUAGUAACCCAAUUCUAACCAUCCCCUUUUUCCUCGUUAGGUCUGUAGAAUUAAUGUCUGAAACCAUCUGGGCCUUAAAUUUUCUUUGUAUGGUUUUCUGUAAUGUAUUUAAUAAAUAUAGGGCUAAUCAGAUUUUUUGGUUUGAUCUUGUGUCAUUUAGGUAAUGAAUCUAUCCAUUUGACCCAGGUUAUGAAAUUUGUAGAAAUAAAGUUAAAUUGAUUUCUUUUUUUU